This is a messenger RNA of Hypoxylon fragiforme, 857 nucleotides long. Its product is annotated as Alb1-domain-containing protein. Gene Ontology annotation, cellular component: nucleolus; preribosome, large subunit precursor. Gene Ontology annotation, biological process: ribosomal large subunit export from nucleus. The transcript has 2 exons. The record is from RefSeq and is a predicted model, not a curated record. Bases 126 to 710 code for a protein of 194 amino acids. NCBI's taxonomy places the organism in Eukaryota, Fungi, Ascomycota, Sordariomycetes, Xylariales, Hypoxylaceae.
GUCGUUAUCGCCCAACCCUGCGGGGAGGAAUUUUAAGAAAUUAUUCAAGUUACAAAGUUACAAUUCCUACAAUAGUGAAGAAAGACAUUUAACACAACCAAAAAUUUACAGAACCUAUAGCAACCAUGGGUAAAGGGGUAAUCGCAAAAAAGAAGAAGGGCCCGUCUCUUCAUUCUCGGGCUGCGAGGCGUGCGACGUCCCCAAGCAUCAAUACUGACAAGUCGCUGAAGAAUGCUCAACCUCCUGUGGAAUCGAUCGACCAUCGCCCUUCCGUACUCUCCAUACAUCAGGGAGCAGGCGUUUCGAAGAAGACAAAGAAAGGAAGGAACCUAAGUACCAAAGCACGGAGGAGACAAGAGAAAGACCAAGACCGAGCUGCUGCCAUUGCGGAGAGAACAGAAAAGAAGACGGCUAAAAGUAAAGGACAAGCCCGCACAAUUGAAUCGCGCAGAAAGGCUUGGGAUGAUAUCAACAACCAAAUACCUAUGCCAAAGAAGAUACCCCAAAGCGCAGCGGCUGACGAGGACAACUCAGACCAAGAAGAAGAGGUUUCCGAGUUUGAUGAAGAGAUGGACGACGCACAUGUUGAGAAAGCCAAAGCCAAAGCUUUCAAUAGUGUAGCAGUGGCGGCAGCAGCAGCAGCAGCAGCAGCAACAAUAGAUGGGGCUCCUGCUAAUGAAGCUAUGGAUGCAUAUGACGGGAUUUUAUGAUUUUCUGGGAAAUUUGAAAGAAAUUCCAUAAAUACCUAUUUUAGGCGUUGUUGGCGUAAAGGCUUAAGACUGUGAUAGCUUCUCUAAUGUCCAGACUUUAAGUUACAUACAGUACUUCACAAAUGCGACGAAUGCGACAAAUGCGCC